Molecule: messenger RNA, 995 nt
Organism: Planococcus citri (citrus mealybug)
Lineage: Eukaryota; Metazoa; Arthropoda; Insecta; Hemiptera; Pseudococcidae
Gene: RpL8
Product: ribosomal protein L8
Exons: 6
Coding region: 169-945 (258 amino acids)
Biological process (GO): cytoplasmic translation
Cellular component (GO): cytosolic large ribosomal subunit; ribosome
Molecular function (GO): structural constituent of ribosome; RNA binding
Source: RefSeq, a predicted model, not a curated record
GCUGGUUACAAUACUGUCGUGGAUCUUAAUUCUUCGUUUUUUAAUGCCGGCCCGGAAGCCUAAAAAUAUCUACGAAAUUUUUGAGUUGAUGGCGUGCCGUAAAUCGUGGACGGUUCAGUUUAACUUUAUUUAAAUUACAAUCUUUAUCCUUCAAAGGAUACAAAAAAAAUGGGUCGUGUAAUUCGUGCUCAGAGGAAAGGAGCUGGAAGUGUGUUCAAGUCACACACCAAACAUCGUAAAGGUGCUCCAAGAUUGAGAACUUUAGAUUACGCCGAAAAACAUGGUUAUAUCAAAGGAGUCGUCAAGGAUAUUCUCCACGACCCAGGUAGAGGUGCACCUUUGGCUAUUGUGCACUUCAAAGAUCCCUACCGUUACAAGACUCGUAAAGAAUUAUUCAUCGCUCCUGAGGGAAUGUACACCGGCCAAUUCUUAUACUGCGGCAAAAAAGCUACCCUUCAAAUCGGUAAUGUUAUGCCCGUUGGUACCAUGCCCGAAGGUUCCAUUAUCUGUAAUUUAGAAGAAAAAACAGGAGACCGAGGCCGUCUAGCCAGAGCUUCCGGUAACUAUGCUACCGUCAUCGCUCAUAACCCAGAUUCCAAACGUACCAGAGUUAAAUUACCUUCCGGAGCUAAAAAAGUUAUCCCUUCGAAUAAUCGUGCUAUGGUUGGUAUCGUAGCUGGCGGUGGUCGUAUUGACAAACCUAUUUUAAAAGCUGGACGCGCUUAUUAUAAAUACAAAGCUAAACGUAAUAGCUGGCCUAAAGUUCGUGGUGUUGCUAUGAACCCAGUCGAGCAUCCUCACGGUGGUGGUAACCAUCAACACAUCGGUAAAGCUUCUACUGUCAAAAGAGGAACGCCAGCCGGUAGAAAGGUCGGUCUUAUUGCUGCUAGAAGAACUGGUAGAAUACGUGGUGGUAAAACAGAUACCAAAAAGGGCGACGAUUAAGUUAAUCGAAUUUUUUAUGUUUUUAAAUAAUAAAACAACUGGUUUACAGA